AUGCCUCGUCCGGGGAGAAACACGUACAGCGACCAGAAGCCUCCGUACUCCUACAUCUCCCUCACGGCCAUGGCGAUCCAAAGCUGUCCCGAGAAGAUGCUUCCCCUCAGUGAAAUCUACAAGUUCAUCAUGGAUCGAUUCCCGUAUUAUAGGGAAAACACUCAGCGGUGGCAAAACUCUUUGCGCCACAAUUUGUCUUUUAACGACUGUUUCAUCAAGAUCCCCCGGCGCCCAGACCAGCCAGGUAAGGGCAGUUUCUGGGCUCUGCACCCAAACUGCGGGGACAUGUUUGAGAACGGAAGUUUUCUAAGACGCAGAAAAAGGUUUAAGGUGUUGGCCGCCUCUGACACUUUGAUCCCCACCAAGCAGUCGGAUGCUGCGCAUUACCUACAGCAGCAAGCCAAACUGAGACUGAGCGCCCUGGCAGCCACUGGCACACACCUGCCCCAGAUGUCAACCUACAACCUCGGAGUUUCCCAGUCGACCACCUUCAAGCACCCGUUCGCCAUCGAGAACAUCAUCGCCAGAGAAUACAAGGUCCCAGGGAGUCUGGCGUUCUCCACCAUGCAGUCCAUGUCCGCCGGCUACCCGCUGCACAACCAGCUGACGACAGCCUGGCCCCACAUGUACAACAGCAGCGUGAUUGACACGGCGGCCCCGAUCUCCAUGGCGAGCAGCGACUACAGUGCAUACGGCGUGCCCAUAAAGUCCCUGUGUCACGGAGGACAGUCCUUGCCGGCCAUCCCCGUGCCAAUCAAGCCCACGCCGACAUCCAUGGCCGGAUUCUCCGCGCUCCCUGCCCACAUUCCCACCUUCCUAUCGAACUCCCCGCAGUCUCUGAGCCCGACCUCCCCACAGACAGCGACCAGCCAAAGCAGCCCCGCAACUCCGAGCGAGACUCUGACGAGCUCCUCCGCGCUGCAGUCCGUGGCCGUGCAUUGA
Messenger RNA from Oryzias latipes (Japanese medaka), 942 nucleotides. RefSeq names its product forkhead box B1a (gene foxb1a). Lineage: Eukaryota; Metazoa; Chordata; Actinopteri; Beloniformes; Adrianichthyidae. Gene Ontology annotation, molecular function: RNA polymerase II cis-regulatory region sequence-specific DNA binding; DNA-binding transcription factor activity, RNA polymerase II-specific. The record is from RefSeq and is marked provisional. Gene Ontology annotation, biological process: anatomical structure morphogenesis; cell differentiation; regulation of transcription by RNA polymerase II.